AUGGAGAGUGGAGCAGGAAAGCACUGGACUGAGGAGGAGGUUAAAGCUUUGCUAAGUGUCUGGGCAGAAAAAAAUAUACGAAAACAACUUUAUGGAACCCUGAGAAAUAAAGGAAUAUUUAUUUACAUUGCUAAAAGGCUGCAAUCAUUAGGAGUACACAGAGAUUGGAAACAGUGCCGUGCAAAGUAUAAAAAUCUUAAAUAUGAAUAUAGAACAGUUAAAUAUGCCCACAAUUCUGGAGACAGCUCUAAAACUAUGAAGUUCUUUCAUGAUUUGGAUGCAAUCCUGCAGUAUGAACCUGCUACACAAUUUACAGAGGAAGAUGCAAACAGCAGGUACCUGGCAAUGCUGAGCCCAAGUACAGCCCCAGAGAUCACUGAAGGUAUCUCUACGUCAGUCAUGGAACCCCCUAAUAAUUCAACUUUUAUUCCAACUGUAGCAAAUGAAGGAGGAAAACACUGGACUAUGCCAGAAGUCAGGGCUCUAAUAGACAUCUGGUCUGAUAAAAGCAUACAACAACAACUAGAGGGAACAGUGAGAAAUAAAAGGAUAUUUGAACAAAUUGCUGCCAAGCUUCAGAAGUUUGGAAUAGAGAGAGACUGGAAGCAGUGCAGAACAAAGUACAAAAAUCUAAAACAUGAAUACAAGAUUGUAAGAACAGCUCAAGACCUAGGCAUGACUAAGAGUAUGAAAUUUUUCACGGAGUUGGAUGCAAUUCUGGGACACAAUAAAACAGAAAAACCACAAGAACAGGAAUCCCAAGAUGGAGAACAAGUCACAGAAUGUGCCAGUGCAAAAAUGGAAGAGAACCAGACAGUCAUUGCUGGAGAGGCAACUGAAGAUGGAAUGGUCAGUAACAAGUCAGAAGAUGUAGGAGAUACAGAUAUAAAACAAAGUCCUGACACAGAAUUAUUUGAAGGUCACACCAAAAGCCAAGGAACUUUGAGCCUCAAGAGAAAAGCACAUGAAGAUGAACCAGUGUCUGUAUCUCUUAAGAAAACUGCGUCUGAGAUCAUUACAAAUCAGUUUCCUCAAAGCAUAACAGAACCAAAAGAUGCUACACAAUGUUUCUGCAGACAGGAAACCCAACUUCCUCAGCUUUCUGCGUCGCUUCCAAGAGGCAGCGCUGCCCGCAGCCCACUCGGGAUAAUGGCGACAGCUGAGGUGUUGAACAUUGGUCAAAAACUGUAUGAGGGUAAAACAAAAGAAGUCUAUGAAUUGUUAGAUAGUCCAGGAAAAGUCCUCCUGCAGUCCAAGGACCAGAUUACAGCAGGAAAUGCAGCUAGAAAAAAUCACCUGGAAGGAAAAGCUGCAAUCUCAAAUAAAAUUACCUGUUGUAUUUUUCAGCUGUUACAGGAAGCAGGUAUCAAAACUGCUUUCACCAAAAAAUGUGGAGAGACAGCUUUCAUUGCACCCCAGUGUGAAAUGAUACCAAUUGAAUGGGUUUGCAGAAGAAUAGCAACUGGUUCUUUUCUUAAAAGAAAUCCUGGUGUUAAAGAAGGUUAUAAGUUUUACCCACCUAAAGUGGAAAUGUUUUUCAAGGAUGAUGCCAAUAAUGACCCACAGUGGUCUGAGGAACAGCUAAUAGCUGCGAAAUUUUGCUUUGCUGGACUUGUCAUAGGCCAAACUGAAGUUGACAUCAUGAGUCACGCUACACAGGCUAUUUUUGAAAUACUGGAGAAAUCCUGGUUGCCCCAAAACUGUACACUGGUUGAUAUGAAGAUUGAAUUUGGUGUUGAUAUAACCACCAAAGAAAUUGUUCUUGCUGAUGUUAUUGAUAAUGAUUCCUGGAGACUCUGGCCAUCAGGAGAUCGAAGCCAACAGAAAGAUAAGCAGUCUUAUCGGGACCUCAAAGAAGUAACUCCUGAAGGGCUCCAGAUGGUGAAGAAAAACUUUGAGUGGGUUGCAGAGAGAGUAGAGUUGCUUUUGAAAUCAGAAAGUCAGUGCAGGGUUGUAGUAUUGAUGGGCUCAACUUCUGAUUUUGGUCACUGUGAGAAAAUCAAGAAGGCCUGUGGAAAUUUUGGCGUUCCAUGUGAACUUCGGGUAACAUCUGCCCAUAAAGGACCAGAUGAAACUCUGAGGAUUAAAGCUGAGUAUGAAGGGGAUGGCAUUCCUACUGUAUUUGUGGCAGUGGCAGGCAGAAGCAAUGGUUUGGGACCAGUGAUGUCUGGGAACACUGCAUAUCCAGUUAUCAACUGUCCUCCCCUCACACCGGACUGGGGAGCUCAGGAUGUGUGGUCCUCUCUUCGACUACCCAGUGGUCUGGGCUGUUCAACCAUACUUUCUCCGGAGGGAUCAGCUCAGUUUGCCGCUCAGAUAUUUGGAUUAAACAACCAUUUGGUAUGGUGCAAGCUGCGAGCAAGCAUAUUGAACACGUGGAUCUCCUUGAAGUUGGCUGACAAGAAAAUCAGAAUGUAAUUUAUAAGAAAGAAUGGCAUUGCAUUUUUUAGGGGAAACCUACAAUUUCUAGUUUAGCUUCAGGAAAAAAAUCAGGCAAAAUGAAAGGAGGGUUUAAAAUCAGAAAACAAUGUAUUCGUAAAU
Molecule: messenger RNA, 2541 nt
Organism: Lemur catta (Ring-tailed lemur)
Lineage: Eukaryota; Metazoa; Chordata; Mammalia; Primates; Lemuridae
Gene: PAICS
Product: phosphoribosylaminoimidazole carboxylase and phosphoribosylaminoimidazolesuccinocarboxamide synthase
Exons: 14
Coding region: 1-2418 (805 amino acids)
Biological process (GO): 'de novo' IMP biosynthetic process
Molecular function (GO): phosphoribosylaminoimidazolesuccinocarboxamide synthase activity
Source: RefSeq, a predicted model, not a curated record